Molecule: messenger RNA, 5399 nt
Organism: Dromaius novaehollandiae (emu)
Lineage: Eukaryota; Metazoa; Chordata; Aves; Casuariiformes; Dromaiidae
Gene: C4H4orf54
Product: chromosome 4 C4orf54 homolog
Exons: 5
Coding region: 1-4467 (1488 amino acids)
Source: RefSeq, a predicted model, not a curated record
AUGGACGCGCCCGGCGAGCCGCCUUCGGUCCCCAGCGCCGGCCCCGGGGGCGCGGCGGCGGCGGCGGCGGAGCGGGGCCCGAGCCCGCAGGCGGCCGCCGAGGAGGAAGAGGAGGCGGCGGCGGCGGCUUGCGCGGAGGUUUACGAUUUGCGCCGCCAGCCCCCCGAGCUGGCUGCGGCCGGGAGCGCCGGGCAAGCGGCCGGUGUGGCAGCGGAGAGCGGAGCCCGCGGGACCGGGGAUGUCGCUGCGCCGCCGGGCAGGGCUGCGAGCCCAGCAUCCUCGGACUGCAAAGGCCGGCGGCGGGAUCGCCCUGCUUCCCCGGGCGCGGCGGCGGCGGCGGGAUGCGGCGCUGGCCGCGGCUCGGGGGAGGCGGCGGGGGGCUGCCCGGAGUCGUCGUCCUCCUCGUGCCCUUCGCCGGUGAACAAGGCAGGCGGCUUUCCCGCGAUGGGCGAGCCGGUGUCGGCGGAGGGCAAAACCUCCUCUUCGUCCUUCGGGUACGAAAGCGACGAGGACGAGGAGGCGGCGUGCAAGGCGCGCUGCCCCGGGAGCCCCCGCGCCCGCGGCGGCGGCAGCCGCGACGAGGCGCACUAUAUCAGCACGCACGAGAUCCAGCUCAGCGAGGUGGAGCACGACAUGGACUUCGACGUGGGGCUGGCGGCCCGCUGGGACUUUGAGGACAACAACGUGAUCUACUCCUUCGUGGACUACGCCUCCUUCGGGAGCGACGAGACGCUGGGGGACACGCAGACGGAGGAGGACAAUAGCUGCUACCUGAGCACGACCACCAGCGACCCCAAUAAUCGGACGGACAGCAUCGACAACACCAGCAGCACGGAGAUCGUCAGCAUUAAUUCUGAAAACGAUACCCCCGGCACGGACAAAUGCGCCAGCUCGGAAGAAAGUCAGUCCAAGCACCCCGGCGACACGAGUGAGAAUCCCGCAGGCCAGAUUCUCCUAUCAAUCAAACCGACUUCCAGGGCUAUAAAUGAGUCUAGCAACGUGCACGAAAAGCAAAACAUUAUUUAUGCUGCCAAGCAUGAAGGCGACAUGAGCCUCCGUGUCUCCGCAGCUCCUGAACGCAAUUCAAGUUUAAAACAAGACGCGAUCCAUGACCAUGCAAAAAAAUUUAUUGCGGUCCCCGCGCGUCUGCAAACCAGGUGUGGAGCCAUAAGGGCCAAGGAAGUGGGGGAAUACUCGAGCGGCGCCUCCAGCGCCGUCAGCGAGCUCGACGAUGCCGACAAAGAAGUGCGGAACCUGACUGCGCGGGCUUUCCGCAGCCUGGCGUACCCCUACUUCGACACGCUCAACUUCAGCUCCAGAGCCUCCUCCGCCUCCCUGUCGGACAAUGCCCUGGGGAUCAACCGCUGGUCCACCUACUUGGACCUCAAAUGCAGCAGCCUGGGGCCGAAAGCCGAGCAGAGCCUGCUCCGCGGCCCCGGCCCCGGCCCCGGCGGCGGGCAGCUCUGCGUGCGCUCCAACAAGUCGCAGACGAAAGCCCUCGAGUUCGUGGUCAGCAAGCUCGACGGCGAGAUCACGCACGUCGAGGCGCCGCCGGCGGCGGCGGAGCGGCGGCGGGCGGGCUCCCGGGUGGUGACCCUGCUGGGCACGCUCAGCGUGGGCGGCGAGGCGAGCGGCGCCGCCGAGGCCGGCCGGCGCCCGGAGGCGGCGGAGGGGGCCAGCAAGAAGUCCAAGUUCGCCUCCAGCCUCCUCAAAAACGUCAUCUCCAAGAAGAUGCAGCUGGAGCACGAGUUCAAGAUGGAGCGCGGCGAGAUCACGGACACCUCGUACACGGGUCUGUCGGGCGCCCUGGGCGGCGGCCGCGAGCCCGAGCCCGGCGGCGGCGGCCGCGAGAGGCCGCGGGAGGGCGGCGUGCAGCGGCAGAGCUCCCGGCACUCGGAGGGCAGCUCGGACUACACCGUGGUGACGGCCGAGGAGGCGGGGGAGCCGGGCGGCAGCAGGUCGCCGGCCUCCAAGGCGUCGACGCCGCGCGAAGGGGGCCACAGCCUGGACAGAGCCGCGCCGGCUGCGGAGGAGGCGUGCGAGGUGAAGCGGAGCGCCUCGGAGGCCAUCAAGGCCACCUUCCUGCGCAGCCAGAACAGCGCCUUCAGGUCCUGGAAGGAGAGGGAGGCGGAGAGGAAGGAGGAGAGGGCGCCCGUGGGGAAGCUGAAGCUCUCCUCGCGGCACGACUGGAGGGCCGACCUGGGCGAGCUCUCGGCCGGCAAGUCCACCAGGAUGUCGCGGCUCUUCGUGCCCACCAUGCAGCACACCGCCAAGGAGAAGGAGCCCGGCAAGCAGGCGACCAAGUGCUCCACGGCCGCCUCGCCCUGCGCCGUGAAGCCCAAAGCCCCCGAGAUCAAGAUCAGCCUGGGCAGCGUGCAGCAGCCCGCCGAGCCGCCGUUCAGCAUCGCCCAGCUGCUCACGCCGCACAUCGCCUGCGCCGCCCCCGCCGCCCUCCCGCGGGCGCCGGACGAGGCCCGCGGCCCGCAGCAGAGGCCGCUCAAGGGCGACGGCGCCGACAAGGUGCCGCAGUUCCUGGUGCGCGACGUGCGGGACGGCAAGCACAAAGCGCAGGGGCCCAUCCACCAGGUGAGGGACGUGAGGAAGCUCAUCAAGAGCUCCUACAGCUGCGACUCGGGGGAUAACAGCAGCGACAAGGGCAGCGUCGCCUCCGACCAGGGCGGCUCCGAGCAGAAGCCGCGGCAGCUGGUGAUCGCGGGCAUCCCCCGGUCGCUGUCCCCGGUGGUCAUCACCUGCCAGGCCGUCGGCAGCGGCGGCGCCAGGGCCGCCGAGCCCGGCGCCAAAGCCGCGGCGGGCAGGGCGCUCGCCUGCCCGCCCGAAGGCACCAUCCUGGUGCACCGCACCUCCGGGCGGCUGCCCGUGGCCACCAUCGCCCCCAACAAGAGCGACCCGCGCCAGCCGGCCGUGCUGAAGAUCGUCUCCAAGUCCGCCGCGCCCUGGCGGCACCAGCCGCCCCCGCCGCCGCCGCCGCCGCCCGCCGAGAAGGGCAAAGCGGCGGCGGGCGGCGGCGAGGAGGACCCGCGGGACGAGGGCAAAGCGGCGCCGGUGCAAAACGCGCUGGAGAAGCUGACGGCGGCGGUGCGCAGCAUGGAGGAGCUGUACAGCUUCAACAAGCGCGAGUGGAAGCGCAAGAGCGACCCGCUGCCCAUCACCGACAGCCACGUCCUCUCGCUCAUCGCCAGCGAGGAGCGCGGCGCCGCCCCGCGGCCGCCCGCCGCCGCCAAGCCGCAGGAGCCGGCGGCCAAGGGCCCCGCGGCGCCGGGCGCCGAGCGCCUGCCGCGCCGCGCCUCCCACCCGGCCGCCGCCGACAAGGUGUCGGCCAAGGCGGCCGCCUUCGAGAGCCUGGCCCGGCAGCGGCAGCGCGGCCCGCCGCCGCCCCGCGCCGAGCCGCCCGCCGCCGGCCCCCGCGGCCCCGCGCCCAGGGCGGCGGGCGGCGGCGCCCCCGCGCCGGGCAAGGCGGCGGCCGACGGCGGCCUCCAGGGCCAGGCGGCGCCGCGGCCGCUCAAGCUGCCGGCGGGCGGCGGCGAGGCGGAGAAGGGCCCGGACUACCUGGCCAUGCCGCUGAAGGCGGCCGCGGAGCCGCCCCCGCCACCGGCCGCCGCCGGCGGCGUCCGCCCCAGCCAGGUGUCGGCGGCGGCGGCGGCGGCCGCGCUCUGCAGCCUGCAGCCCUUCGGCGCCGCCAAGCGCCCGGGCGGCGCCGCCAGCCCCGGCCCGCCGCCGCCCGCCCUGCCCGCCGCCGAGUGGCGGGGCGCCGAGGAGCCUCCCGCCCCAGCCGCCGCCGCCCCCCAGCCCGCCGAGGUGCCGCCGGCCGCCGUCUACCCCCAGCCGCUGCCCUUGGCGGCGCUGCCCGGCGCGCCGCCGCCGCUGCUCUGCUUCUCGCCCUCGGUGGCCGCGCCGGGGGCGGCGGCGGCGGCGGCGGAGCCCUUCCCGCAGACGCAGCGCAAGGUGCUGCUGGACGUGAGCACGGGGCAGUACUACGUGGUGGACACGCCGGUGCAGCAGCCCCUCAAGCGGCGCCUCUUCGACCCCGAGACCGGGCAGUACGUGGAGGUGCCGGUGCCGCAGCCGCCCGCCGUGGGCCCCGUGCCGCUGCCCCUCUCGCCUCUGGCCCUCAACGCCGGCGCCUACGGCGCCACGUACAUGCUGUACCCGGGCUUCCUGCCCACGGCCGCCGUGCUGCCGGCCGGCGCCCUGCCGCGCCCGCUCUCCCACCCGGGCAGCGAGGCCAGCGCCGCGGCCGAGGCCGGCAGCCCCGGGGCGCCGGCGGAGGCGGCCUUCGCCGAGAGCCCCUACUACGUGGCCACGGGCAAGGGGCCGCCGCCGGCGCGGCGCGGGGCGCCCGAGGCGAAGCCGCUCGUCAGCAUCAGCUCGGCGGCCGCGGGGCCGCGCCUCGUCGCGCCGCCCUCCUUCGACGGCACCACCAUGCGCUUCGUGGUGGAGCACCGCUGAGAGCCGCCGGAUGAAGGCAGACGAAUCACCCUCCUUUAAUCUGGAAUACACUUGGUAACUCUAAAUAAUCAUCCUAAAAACUGCUUCUACAGUUUUCUCAUUUUUUGCUUCAUACAAAGCAAGUGUGCACAAAUUGAAAUUGCCUUCAGGAUGAAAUGCACUGCAAGUAUACAGAUAAUUGAAAUUAAAUUAAAUAGAACUCUUCGGCUUUAAUGGACUAAUUUUGACUGGCAUAUGGUUUUGGAUAUCAGAGGAACUGUGUCUUUGUCUGCUGUAAUCUCUCUGGAUAGAGCAACUGGUGAAGAGGACUGGGAAGAAUGCAGAAUUAGUAGAUAAUUCCCUGAUGUCAGUAGUAAGCAAGCUAUCCAGGAUAAAACCAGACAAUAUGGUAUGUUUUGGUGGAAGAACCUGUUUUAUAAUUGCUAUCAUCUGGUGCUGCCACUACUGAGAACAAUUUGCUUCAUAAACCUCACCUAUAGCUACCUAGUUUAUUCAGCUGUUUUAUUUUUGAGGUUCCUGUCAUCUAAUUACCAAGCUAGAACCUGACGCUGCAAAAUAAGGCAUGUCGGGUGCAGUUUGUAACUACCCCGCUUUCCAUCGACCUCACCUGGACUAGGCACACGUUUCUAGUUGAAAAUGUACUUUAAAACCUUGCUCAAUUGGGAUUUCUACGUAUUUUACUAUUUUUUAACAAAUCGUGCUGUAUUCUAAGGCACAUGGACAUUGUAACAUUCAUUAGGUACGUUUGUAGCUCCUAAAAGGUAACCAUGUUUAAGCACUUCAGUUCCUUCUGCACUGUAAGCUCUCUGGAGCCACUCUGAAUUCUUUGUCAGAUGCUCUCAAUAGAUUAGAGUUGACUUUAUAGGUAACAUGUAUUCGUUGUAAAUCUGGGGUAAGUAUUUUACAAGUUGUAUGUGUGUUAAUCCAGUAUC